Messenger RNA from Rhodotorula graminis WP1, 2367 nucleotides. RefSeq lists its product as uncharacterized. NCBI's taxonomy places the organism in Eukaryota, Fungi, Basidiomycota, Microbotryomycetes, Sporidiobolales, Sporidiobolaceae. The coding region runs from base 191 to 2278 and encodes 695 amino acids. The record is from RefSeq and is a predicted model, not a curated record. The transcript has 14 exons. Gene Ontology annotation, molecular function: ATP binding; DNA binding; DNA ligase (ATP) activity. Gene Ontology annotation, cellular component: nucleus; mitochondrion. Gene Ontology annotation, biological process: DNA biosynthetic process; DNA repair; DNA recombination.
GAAGCCCUCGACCUCGUCCACCUCAACCGACAAGCCCAAGCCCGCCGCCUCUUCCUUCUUCGCCCCUCGCUCGACCAAGCCCGCUCCCGCCACCGCCGCCACCGCCGCGUCGAAGGCCAAGGACAACGGCAAGGGCAAGGGCAAGGCGACGCCCAAGCACGACGACGACGACGACGACGACGACGAGCCGAUGGAGCGCGCCGAGAAGGCCGCGAGCGAGAGCCCGAGCGGCGCGGGCGAAGACGAUGACGAGGAGGAUGACGAGGACGAGGACGAGGCCGACAAGGAGGAGCAGAAGAAGGCGGCGGGCAAGAUCGCCGACAUCUUCACCAAGUCGAGCAAGCCCGACAAGGCGCAGACGAGCUGGAAGGCCGGCGAGCCCGUCCCGUACGCCGCGCUCACGGCGACUUUCUCCAAGAUCGACGCGACGACCAAGCGCCUCGAGAUCUCGGCCUACCUGACGCACUUUCUCGUCGAGGUCAUCCAGAAGACGCCCGACGACCUCCUCAAGAGCGUGUACCUGUGCAUCAACCGCCUCGCGCCCGAGUACGAGUCGCUCGAGCUCGGCAUCGGCGAGUCGCUCCUCAUGAAGGCGAUCGGCGAGUCGUGCGGACGCACGCUCGCCCAGGUCAAGGCCGAGUACAAGAAGAUUGGCGACCUCGGCGAGGUGGCGUUCAACUCGCGCACGCGCCAGAAGACGCUGUUCAAGAGCAAGCCGCUCACGGUCCGCGGCGUGUUUGACGAGCUCAAGAAGGUGGCCAAGACGAGCGGCAAGGACUCGCAGUCGCGCAAGGUCGGCCUCAUCAAGGCGCUUCUCGCCAAGUGCGAGGGCGAGGAGACCAAGUUCCUCAUCCGCUCGCUCGAGGGCAAGCUCCGCAUCGGCCUCGCCGAGAAGACGGCCCUCGUCUCGCUCGCGCACGCCGCAGUCACCGCCGAGCACGCCAGGAGCGGCAAGAAGUGGUCGCGCGAGAAGCUGUCGGCCAUGCUCGAGGAGGGCGCCGAGGUCGUCAAGAGCGUCUUUUCGGAGAUCCCGAGCUACGACCUCGUCGUGCCGGCGCUGCUCGAGAAGGGUGUCGCCCACCUGCAGGAGGCGUGCCAGCUCACCCCGGGUAUCCCGCUCAAGCCCAUGCUCGCCAAGCCGACCAAGGCAAUCUCGGAGGUGCUCGACCGGUUCGAGGGCAAGGACUUUACGUGCGAGUACAAGUACGACGGCGAGCGGGCCCAGAUCCACUUCCUCGAGGACGGGAGCGUGCGCGUCUUCAGCCGCAACAGCGAGGACAUGACGGUCAAGUACCCCGAGUUUGUCACGCAGCUCCCGAGGGCCAUCAAGUCGAACACGACGUCGUUCGUCAUCGACGCCGAGGCGGUCGCGUGGGACACCGAGGAGCGCCGCCUGCUCGAGUUCCAGAAGCUGUCGACCCGCAAGCGCAAGGACGUCAAGGCCGAGGACAUCAAGGUCAAGGUCCACCUGUUCGCGUUCGACCUCCUGUACCUCAACGGGGAGGCCCUCCUCGAGAAGAACCUGCGCGAGCGGCGCGCCCUCCUGCAUGAGCACCUGCAAGCCGUCGACGGCGAGUUUGCGUUCGCGACGUCCGAGGACGCGUCGACGGUCGACGAGAUCCAGGCCUUCCUCGACAAGUCGAUCAAGGACGGCUGCGAGGGCCUCAUGGUCAAGAUGCUCGAGGGCGAGGGCGCGAGUUACGAGCCGAGUCGGAGGAGCAUCCACUGGCUCAAGCUCAAGAAGGACUACCUGCAAGGCGUCGGCGACUCGUUCGACCUCGUCGUCAUCGGCGGUGACUACGGCAAGGGCAAGCGCACCAACGUCUACGGCGCCUUCCACCUCGCGUGCUACGACGCCGACAGCGGCACGUACCAGAUGAUCUGCAAGAUCGGCACCGGCUUCUCGGACGAGGCGCUCAAGGCGCACUGGGACACGCUCAAGCCACUCGAGCUGGCGCAGAAGAAGGCCUACUACGACGUCGGCGGCGCAAAGGGCCCCGACGUCUACUUCGAGCCCAAGGUCGUCUGGGAGGUCCUCGCCGCCGACCUGUCGCUCUCGCCCAUCUACUCGGCCGCCAAGGGACUGUGCGGCGACCGCGGCAUCUCGCUGCGCUUCCCGCGCUUCAUCCGGAUCCGCGACGACAAGGACGCCGAGCAGUCGACCGAGCCCGAGCAGAUCGCCGAGGCGUAUCGUCGUCAGGCGAUCCAGAGCGGCGGUGGCGGGCCCGGCAAGAAGCGCAAGGGCGGAGGAGGAGACGACGAGGGGGACUUUUGGUAGUUGGCGAGGUGCGAGACGAGGAGGGACGGGUCGGGAGGAAGUGCUCGGCGAGGCCGGGCCCGCUUGAUGCAACGCUUGAUAGACACUGC